GAAAACUGCAACUCCCAUGAUGCUGUGCACGCGCUCAGCGAGUGGGAGGUGAAAGCUCGCAGAUUAUCCAUCGCACAGAUUUAUAGCUGACGGUUUGAACUGCACGUGCGGUACAUUUCUCCGUUUAUUUCCGACAUGAUGAUCAUGAUGAUGAUGAUGAUGGUGGUCGUGGUGGGCACCGGGGUCGUGGCGUUAAUCCUGAGGCUGAUGUCGACUCACAUCAGGAAAUAUGCAGCGGGUGGAGUGUGUGCGUCCACAGCACGUCUGGACGGGAAGACGGUGCUUAUUACAGGAGCGAACACAGGGAUUGGGAAGGAGACGGCGCUGGACCUGGCUUCACGGGGUGCACGGGUGAUUAUGGCUUGUCGGGAUGUAGAGAAAGGCGAGGAGGCGGCAGCAGAGAUCCGCUCACGUGUGGGCGGUGCACAGGUGGAGGUGCGAGAACUCGACCUGGCGGAUACCUACUCAAUACGGGCGUUUGCACAAAAGUUCCUCCGAGAGGUGAGUCACCUGCACAUCUUGAUUAACAACGCCGGAGUGAUGAUGUGUCCUUACAUGAAGACUGCAGACGGCUUCGAGAUGCACCUGGGAGUCAAUCACCUCGGUCACUUCCUGUUGACCUAUCUGCUGAUCGGGGUGUUGAAGCGCAGCGCGCCGUCCCGCAUCAUAGUCGUUUCAUCCCUGGCGCAUUAUUUCGGCUGGAUCCGAUUCCACGACCUGCACAGUCAGGGGAGCUACAACAGCGGCCUCGCCUACUGCCAGAGCAAACUGGCUAAUGUGCUGUUCACCAAGGAGCUAGCACGCAAGCUAGCAGAGUUGAACGUGACUGUGAACUCUGUGCACCCGGGGACGGUGAGGUCCGAUUUGGUGCGCCACUCCACGGUGAUGUCUUUGAUGUUCGCACUGUUUUCCACGUUCCUGAAAACAGCGCAGGAGGGAGCACAGACCUCCAUCUACUGUGCAGUGGCUGAGGAACUGCACUCCGUCACAGGAAAGCACUUCAGUGACUGUGCUCCAGCCUCCAUCGCUCCUCAGGGCCGCUGUGAUGAAACCGCGCGGAGGUUGUGGGACGCCAGCUGCAACCUCCUCGGUAUUGAAUGGGACUGAGAGCGCUCUUUUGUCCAUCACAGAUCCGUCAUCACCAUCUGUUCUACAAAUUUGCCAAACACACUUAUUCAAGCCUUUUUAAAAAAAAAAAUGGACCUGGGUUCCCAUUGUUGUUACAUUUGUACAUCGCUGUGGAGCAUUGAAAAACUUCCCAGUUAGAAAUUUGUACAUUGAUUUAAGUCACAUGCCUUUCACCCCCUCCCCAAUUAAGCUAUUUAGAAUUGUACUGUUUUUAUACAGAGGUAAACUUGGUUUUUUACUACAGUUAAAUUUGCGACAACCGAAUUUAAAUAUAUAUAAAAUGUGCGGAAGAGCUGUUAUGAUUAGCCAUGUUUUCCUACUUUUCCUACGUAUAUGAAGGGUCACACGACGAACAGUUGUGGUCUGAUUACAUGUAAUAUUUUCUUAAAGAUUUAAGGCGUGAACGAUUUUCUAGCCGUAUUCAGGUGACUAUUAGUCCUGCAGAAAUACACACAUAUUCUGGUAUUGCUGUAAUUGUGGGGACUGGACUUUGUAAAGAGCACAUUAAUGUUACAAACUUGCUCGGUGUUGUGCCAUGAGGACAGACCUAGCUCAUAUGGAAAUAGAAAAUCACUUAAUCAGGAGAAUAUAUAUUGGAGACACUGCAAAUUGCACUUUUUAGGCAUCCAUGCAUUUUGUGUUUAAUGUUUCUUUAGACAUUUUUUUGUCAUUUUGGGGUCCAAACAGUUUUUCUGUUUUUUUUCUUGACUGGAUAGACCUAAUAACUUGAUUAGUCGAAUAUAUGUGGUGCUUUAUUUCGGUAGCUUACUCUGAACAAAAAAAAAAGCCUUAUAAAAGCUAUAAAUUUCAAACAACUGCUUUACCAGAAUUAUGUAUCAAGGUGAUUUAAAUUUGGGACCCAGAUGUGGGUUUUUAUGGACAAUGUGAUAACAAACCUACACACAAUAACCAAUCACAUUUCAGUUGGUAUUUGACUAAUUAUUAUUACUAUAAUUAUGGAAAUACUGACAUCAUUGAUGAGAUUUCUACUCAACAAUGACACAUUGUCACUUAUGUGUAUACUGCAAAAAAAUUAAACAGAUUUUAGAAGUUA
Messenger RNA from Clarias gariepinus (North African catfish), 2182 nucleotides. It is a transcript of the gene rdh12, whose product is annotated as retinol dehydrogenase 12. The transcript is spliced from 7 exons. Bases 136 to 1107 code for a protein of 323 amino acids. The record is from RefSeq and is a predicted model, not a curated record. NCBI's taxonomy places the organism in Eukaryota, Metazoa, Chordata, Actinopteri, Siluriformes, Clariidae.